This is a messenger RNA of Ooceraea biroi (clonal raider ant), 486 nucleotides long. RefSeq lists its product as uncharacterized. The record is from RefSeq and is a predicted model, not a curated record. Lineage: Eukaryota; Metazoa; Arthropoda; Insecta; Hymenoptera; Formicidae.
AUGCUGUCGGGAAUUAGCUUGGCUAUCGCGAUACUGCUCGCCCUGAAUUGCGCGUGUCGCGCGAUGGACCAUCCAUCCAUGGCGGCCACGGCCACCCAGGAGAAGGAGUGGGCCCUCACUUCCGGCAGGAGAGUGCACAGGCACGCGUACGAGAACGUCACGUCCGACGUCGUGAGCGUCAUGACCGACGUCGCCAGGGACGCGGAUGAGGGCGAGCUGACGUUCGACAGCCACGAAGACGACGUCGAGGACGCCGAUGGCGCGCAGUCGAAAAUCGGCGUGGAGGAACGAGAUCGGCCCCUGCACAGGAAACGAAGGACAGGAAAGGACAAAACGAUGAUGGCGAUGCUGCUGGCGUACAAGCUUAAAAUGAUCGCUCUGAUACCGAUGAUGCUCGGAGGUCUGAUCCUUCUGAAGGGAACGACGCUGCUCGCAGGAUUCUUCUUCGCCCUGUUCGCCGCCGUGCUCGGGCUGAAGAUACACUGA